AAUAAUCGGACCAAAAGUGCUCAAUUAUUUGGUGAUCCCCUCAAAUCUCACGAAGCUUAGUUGAAACUGCUAUGGAGCAAGCUAGAUUUUCUUACCAUGUUUUCUUGAGUUUCAACGCCCAUGAUACUGGCAAAACUUUUACUGAUCAUCUCCAUACAAAUUUGUUUCGAGCUGGGUUUCAUGUGUUCAAGUGUGAAGAUGAUGAAGAAGAAGAAGAAGACAAAAUAGAUGAUUUGAAGUUAAAAUUGAAAAAGGGAAUCGAGCAAUCGAGGAUGUCAGUGAUUGUAUUGUCCCAAAACUAUGCAUCAUCAGAGAGGUGUCUUUACGAGCUUGUCGUGAUUUUGGAGCAAAGGAGGAACUCUGGGCAUAUAGUCUUACCUGUCUUCUUUAACGUGGAUCCUUCAGAUGUAAGGAAGCAGAAGGGAAGUUUUGGGAAAGAAAAUUUCCAGAUUGUCAAUGGUGAGAGUCACAAGUUAAGAGAUUGGAGAAAUGCUCUCAAAGAAGUGGCAGAUUUGGGAGGAAUGCCCUUGCAAAAUCAAGCUGAUGGACAUGAGGCAAAGUUCAUUGAGAAUAUUGUUGAAGUGGUUGCAAACAAGCUACGCCCCAGAGACUUACACAGUGCUCCUUACCUCAUUGAUAUCAAUUAUCGGGCUGAAGAUAUUAUCUCCUGGUUACAAGAUAGAUCAACUAAUGUUGGGAUAUAUGUGAUUUGUGGGAUUGGUGGAAUUGGGAAGACAACCAUUGCCAAAUUUGCCUAUAACUCAAGUGCAAGAUCAUUCGAAGGAAGCAGUUUUCUUGCAAACUUCAAUGAAAUUGCAAAACAAUGUAAUGGCUUAGUUCGUUUGCAGAAGCAAGUUCUGUAUGAUAUUGUUGGGAGAAAGGAGAGGAUAUCAAAUGUUGAUGAAGGAAUUAUGAUGAUUGAAGAUGCCGUUGGCUAUAAAAAAGUUCUUCUUGUUCUUGAUGAUGUUGAUGAUGCUGACCAGAUAGAUACAAUUUUAGGAAUGACAGAUUGGCUUAAUCCUGCUAGUAAAAUCAUUAUAACAACGAGGCAUGAGUCAUUGCUAAAGCCUUCUGUACCUCACAAGGUGCUUAAACUAGAAGUCUUGAAUAAAAUGGAUUCCCUAAAGCUUUUUAGCUGGCAUGCCUUUGGAGAAGAUCAUCCUUUGGAAGGAUAUCUUGAGCUCUCAGAAAGAGUGGUUCUUCAAUGUGUAGGACUUCCUUUAGCUCUUCGUGUUUUAGGCUCAGCUCUAUCGGGUAGAAGACCAGAAAUAUGGGGAAGUGCAUUAGAAAAGCUGGAAACAAUCCCUGAUGGUCAUGUCAUUGAAAAACUUAAACUGAGUUUUGACACUCUUGAAGAUGACCAUGACAAAGAUAUAUUCCUUCAUAUAGCUCAUUUCUUUCUUGGGAUGGACAAAGAUGACUCUGUUAGAAUACUGGAUGGAUGUGGUUUCCACACAAUAAUUGGGAUGCAAAACCUCAUUGAUAGAAGUCUUUUGACAAUCAGUGACUUAAAUAAGUUGGAGAUGCAUCAGUUGCUUAGAGACCUGGGGAGAAAUAUUGUUCGUAUGGAAUCACUGGAUCCUGGAAAACGUAGUAGACUUUGGAAUAACAAGAAUUCUUUCAGAGUAUUGAAUUAUAAGACUGGCACUGAAAGGAUUGAAGGGAUCAGCCUUGACAUGCCCAUAUUGAUGGAAGAUAAAUCAGUGAAGCAUUCGAUAGACACUUCAUCAAGCAACUCAAAUUACAGCCUAGGGACUGAUGCAUUUACGGUUAUGCGAAACCUAAGUGUGCUCAAACUAAAUGAUGUGAACCUUAUUGGAUGCUUCAAAGAAUUUCCCAAGAGAUUAAAAUGGCUGUCUUGGCGUAAAUGCCCUUUAAAAUCCAUUACUAGUGACCUUCCCUUGGAAGGACUAGUAUCUAUUGACAUGCGGUACAGCAGUUUACAACAAACAUGGAGUGGAACCGAGGUUUUGAGAUUUCUCAAGAUUCUCAACCUUAGUCAUUCUUGGGAACUUACCAGAACCCCUAGCUUCGCUGGAAUGCCCCGGCUGGAGAAAUUAAUUCUUAAAGACUGUGUUAAACUGGUUGAUAUUGAUGAAUCUAUCGGUUAUCUCCAAGAAAUCGCCCUACUGAAUCUAAAAUACUGCAAGAGCAUCAGAAAGCUGCCAAGAAAUAUUGGUAAACUUGAAAGUCUUAAGACACUUGAUAUAUCCUUCUGCUCAAGCCUGGAAUCGCUGCCAAUGGAGCUUAACAUGAUAGAUUCGUUGAAAGUGCUUAGAGCUGAUGGAAUCGGUCUAAACCAAAUAAUCUGUAACACCAAUGAGCAGAAAUCAUUACAGGCACUAUUUUCAUCUUGGAUAUCAAAGCCAAGAAUCUCUCCUGAAAUAUCAUGGGCCUUUUUACCAAGCUCUUUGGUGAGCUUGAGUCUUGUGAGUUGCAGGCUGUCUGAUGGAUCUUUUCCCGAGAAGUUUAGCAAUCUUCCGCUGCUCGAAGAACUGGAUCUAAGUGAAAACUCAAUUAGUUGCCUCCCAGAGUGGAUCAAGAGUCUCCCUCAGCUCCAAAGCCUCAGUGUAAAGUCUUGUAAGAUGCUCAAAUCACUUACUGAGAUGCCAAAUAGCAUUUCAGAAUUGUCAAUACAUAGUUGCUCAUCGUUGGAGAUGGUGACAUACCAAUCAUUGCUAUCAAAAUAUCCAAGCCUGGUUCACGAUUACAAUUGUGACAGUCUAGUCAUGAUGCAAGGAAAGUUUAAGUUAGAACCUCUAGAAAAUGCUGACCCGCAGAUGCUUAAACGUUUUGGUCUGAAUCCUGAAACUGUGGAAAAUGCUAUGGUGAAAAUGGACCUCUUUUCGAGUUUCAAGAUAAAAAUGCUUCCGCCACAGGGGUUGUACGAGGAAGGCAUCUUCAGUGCAUUUCUUGCUGGAAAUAAGAUACCUAGGUGGUUCACGAAGUUAAAGAAAGCGAAUGCAGUAAAAUUUAAUAUAUCUCAACCUCUCAAAAAUAUCCAAGGCCUAUCCAUAGCAGUUGUGUAUACAAGUUCUGAAAGUGAAGAGAAUGAGUUUUCAAGAGCCUACUGGCGAAGACAGGAGAAUAUUGUACAGAAUAGGACUAAAGAUUUGAAGUGGAUGCACUAUCCAAGAGUUUUCGGCGUGCCAGAAGGUAAUGAAGAAAUAACAUGGUUAAGUCACUGGAAAUUUGGAGAUAUGCUACAAGAUGGAGAUGAAAUUUCUAUUUUAGUCCGUUUGAAUGGGUUGAAGGUAAAGGAACUUGGCAUCGACAUUUUGUGUGAGGAGCUGUCAAACUGCAAAGUUGCAAGCCCAGAUCCCUUGUUUUCGAAUGAUAACGUUCCUGGAGAUGUAUCACAACGUGGUAGUGUUUUUAAAAUUGGGAGGGGAUAUUAGAUAUAUUGUAAGAUAUUUGACAUGAUACAAUAAAUAUUACAUUAAACAAUAUUUUAACCAA
Molecule: messenger RNA, 3459 nt
Organism: Solanum stenotomum
Lineage: Eukaryota; Viridiplantae; Streptophyta; Magnoliopsida; Solanales; Solanaceae
Product: disease resistance protein RUN1-like
Exons: 5
Coding region: 72-3398 (1108 amino acids)
Biological process (GO): defense response; signal transduction
Molecular function (GO): ADP binding; protein binding
Source: RefSeq, a predicted model, not a curated record